AUGGGGAAAGUGGACGUCGACGUGAAUGGCGUGUCUAGGAACACGCGAGAGAUUUUGAGCAAGAUGAUUCGUCUGGUGCAUAACCUCGUGGAAAUCAAGGGGUAUUUCGGUACAAAGAAAGACGAGAAAAUUGAAAGCGUCUGUAAAGAUGCUGUAAAAAUUGCCAGGGAAAUGGCAGUUGACGAGUGGGAGGACACCCGCACACCAUGCACUACUGAGCAGUAUGUUCAGUGGAUCUGCCAGCUGCUGUGGGAUGCGAUCUGCGACGAGGGUGAUCCUUUUCCGCACAGAUUUGACGCGCCUGCCAACGACGCGCCUAUGUCUGGGGAAUUUCUCAAAGCGAUCGGGAUGUCGGAGACAGAGGUGGAGGAAGAGGUCCAGAGGUUCCGACAGAAGAGACAGCGCGAGAGCCUCGAAGCAGACCGGCGCAAGCAAGAGCGCAAGACCAAGGACGCGGAGUUGGCGGAUGCACGUCAGCAGUAUGAGUCUCGGCUUGAAGAGCUGCGCACGAAGAAGGAUGCGGAGCUGGCGGAUACACGGCAACAGCUUGAGACGCAACUGCAGGAGCUGCGCACAACGAAGGAAGAGCUGCGUACAACGAAGGAAGAGUUGGCGGAUGUGCGCCAACGUUUAGAGGACGGGGUCAAUGCUGCCAGCACGAGGGCAAGUGUAUUGCAGUCAGUGGUUGAUCAGCUCCAGCAAGAAUUGGACAACAGCCAGGGGCCACCGGCGUCCCCGGGUCUAAGACGCAAGAAGCCCAGGGUUGGCGAUUCCUAGCCUCGUCCCCAGACUCCGCCGCCGUCUGCGCCAAUGGGUGCAAUGACAAAGUGGCAGGCGGCAUUGAGAUGGCAUUGUGUCGAGGGGAUCGUCGAGGCUGGCGGCGAGUCUGCCGCGGGGUUGGAUGGAGUCAAGUGCGCA
Molecule: messenger RNA, 918 nt
Organism: Diaporthe batatas
Lineage: Eukaryota; Fungi; Ascomycota; Sordariomycetes; Diaporthales; Diaporthaceae
Exons: 2
Coding region: 1-777 (258 amino acids)
Source: RefSeq, a predicted model, not a curated record